Molecule: messenger RNA, 1046 nt
Organism: Drosophila hydei
Lineage: Eukaryota; Metazoa; Arthropoda; Insecta; Diptera; Drosophilidae
Product: retinol dehydrogenase 12-like
Exons: 5
Coding region: 37-1023 (328 amino acids)
Source: RefSeq, a predicted model, not a curated record
UGAACUUAGCCGAGUGAAGACCUUAAAAACGAAUAGAUGUGCAUUUUCAUUGAUUGCCUGCUUAGUCCAUUCAUAAUAUGGCCCACAGCCAUUGGCCUUGCCGGUUACUUUAUCAGACAGUACAUGCAGGGUGGGCAAUUCACAGAGGAAACUGAUGAAACUGGCAAAGUCGUAAUUGUAACCGGUGCAAAUGCAGGCAUUGGCAAGGAGACCAUCUUAGAGCUGGCACGCAGAGGUGCUACAGUCUAUAUGGCUUGCCGGGAUAAAAGUCGAGCUGAAGAGGCGCGCAAGGAAAUUAUCAAGGUGACUGGCAAUCAAAAGAUAUACUUUCUUCACCUCGACCUCAGCUCGCUUGCAUCAGUGCGUAAAUUCGUAGCAGACUUCAAGGCAGAGCAGAAUCAACUACAUAUUCUCAUAAACAAUGCGGGAACGUUUUCUGGCACCCGUCGUCUUACAAAGGAUGGAUUCGAGAUGCAGCUAGGCGUCAAUCACCUGGGUCACUUUCUGCUGACGAUUCUAUUGCUCGACUUGCUAAAGAAAUCAUCGCCAAGUCGCAUCGUAAACGUGUCCAGCAUAGCACACACUAUAGGCAAAAUUAAUGUUGAUGAUCUGAAUAGCGAGAAAUCCUAUGACGGGGGCGCAGCGUACUAUCAAAGCAAGUUGGCGAUCGUGAUGUUUACUCGGGAGUUGGCCAAGCGCUUGGCAGGCACAGGAGUGACCGUCAAUUCUUUGCACCCUGGCGUAGUGGAUACGGAAAUAUUGGCAAACUACAAUGUCGCACAAAAUCGCUUAAUUAGAUAUAACGUCAUCAAACCAAUUUUAUGGCCAUUUCUGAAGACACCCAAGAGUGGGGCACAAACCACAAUAUAUGCAGCUAUAGAUCCCGGCUUGAAUGACGUCACUGGGCAAUACUUUAGCGAUUGCAAGCCAAAGGAAGUGGCGAAAUUGGCCAAAGAUGAGAAAGUGAUUCAGUUUGUGUGGCAGGAGAGCGAAAAGUGGACAGGAGCGCCAAAAGUGAUUUGAGUUAUGGGUUUAUUUAACAUACG